Messenger RNA from Trichoderma atroviride IMI 206040, 4575 nucleotides. NCBI's taxonomy places the organism in Eukaryota, Fungi, Ascomycota, Sordariomycetes, Hypocreales, Hypocreaceae. The record is from RefSeq and is a predicted model, not a curated record.
AUGUACUGUAACGAGCAGCUUGCGGUUAUGCUUGAGCCGAUCUGCGUUUCGACAGCCAUUUAUUCGCCUCCCCCACGUCGUCGAUUGAGUGACGAUCCUCCGCCCCGGAGAUACACAGGUUUCUCGAAUGAGCGGCUGAGCCCAGAAAGGCAGUUUCGUCCGUCUCGCAGAGGUACCAAAAGAAAUGAAGACGACUUUGAUGUUUCUUAUGGUGGAGAGCCCGUACCCGCGCAUACAGCUUCGUGGGAGCCCCAACCCGCCCCAGAGUCUUACGACUUUCUGAGCACUUCACCACGCACAUCAUCACCAACCAGUGGCAGUUACAUCACGGAGAAGAAUUCCAGUACUAUACCCAGUUACGUUGAAGGGGUUGAGAAUGAUGGCACAAAAGCUGAAGAAGUCGAGGAGGCUGGCAUGUCGUGGACGGUGACCCUUCCGACCAACAACGAACACAUGCUUUACACGCAUUUGUCUGACUCGAAUUCGGCUUGGAAAACAAAAAAGUAUCAUGACAAGAAGAUUGGCACAACAACUCUUGAAUCGAUUUACUCCAUAAGAUAUUCAACUGGUGAAAUGGGACAAGGAAAAAUUACACUUUUCUGUCCACAAGGCCCUACCAGGGACAAUGACGAUUCAGCUCCAGUGCAAGCCAAGUGGCUCCAUGUUCAACGUUCUUCGAUGAGCGUCAAAGUUUUGGAAAAACUCGUCAUGGAUUGCCCAAUAAUUAAUGGAGAUAUCCGGAGAGUUGCCAUUUUGCUCCUUGAGUCUGUCGAAAAGUCAUUUCUCCGGGAAUCUGAAAAUGGUGCAUAUAUCGAACCGGGUUCUGUUUUGCGAUUUAAUGGCACCCGCCAAGUACUUCAUGACGCGCACAACUCUGUGGUCACGGAACCGGUUAUUUUUUCGGCUUUCCCGUUUAUAGAGUUGGCUUCGUCCAAAAACAACAGUGGAUCUCACGAGAGAGAUGAUUUCUAUCGUCGGACUCUCCUUCAGAAUCUCUACGGAUUUGACGUUGUCACAAGUCGGGGCAAGAACCAGGUUAUUCAUAAGAUGCCGGUCAAUUGCCAACCACACGACACAUUGUUUGUCAAUCAAUUGUGGUGCCUGGUGAUAGGCUCGGAUAUCUUAAUCACUCUGUCGGACCGGCCGCCGGAUGACUUGCUUGGUGGCACGAUCGAGAAGCGUACCGACUACUUUAGACAGCCGCUGAGAAUCGAGAUUGUCGAUGUCAAGGGCUUUCAGCAUAGCAUGAGCAUAUCAUCGAAGACUCCAUGGGUAGAUUUCUUCCGGCAAGUUAUAUAUACUGUUCACGGCAAUCUCAUUAGCAUCAUGGACUAUGAGCUAGUUGAUCAGGCAGACGAAGUUGUAACGACAGAACGAUGGGCUGAACUAGCAAAAGCGGCGAGACCAUCGCUUCUAAAGUUUCAUCUUGUCAAAAGAAAAGCACCAACAUCACGUUCAUCAAGUGUAUCUAGCCGACGAAGCAGCCGUUCGGGUAUCAGACGACUUUUGCUACUCGAUUACGCUCAGCGCGACAAUCGCCACAGCUCAAGAACAAGCGUAUCAAGAUAUCACACAGAUACAUACGACGGAGAUCUGUCUUCUAGAGAAAACAUAUCUACAUCUAAAAGGGCCUCAACUCCAAGACGACUGUCAAUACAUGGUCAUCCUUUGAUGAACGAACAACAGGCUCCUGCUAGCAGCAUUGAAGAGCAAAGAGAAACGGCUACAAGCCUCGAAGACAAUUUUUUCUAUAUAAGCGACGAUGACGAAAACAAAACGCCGAAAGAAGGAUCUCCAGACGUUUCAAUGGCAAAAGAUGCGGCUAGCUCCUCCAAGAAUGUUGGCACUCGACAAAGGGACAACGAAUUAAAUGAACGCGAAGAGGUAUCUACUUCUCAACCAAAUACACCAGUUACUAUGUACCGAAAAGCUCAAGUAGAUGAUGGAUCUGACUCUUCUGAUGGAGACGAGAUGAACAAACGCAGUCACAAUGAUCUGAUUGGCGCUACAUCACCUGACACGAGUACCGAGUUGAACUUGGGUGAUAAUAUGGUGCUAAACGGCGAACAUAAUUCUUCUCAAGAUAAUUUACCUGAGCUUCGCAAUCUUGAAAAGGCGCAAGAGAUAAGAUUUAUCUUUGGAAAUAGUACCAGCUUUCCACGAGACGUUUCAUAUGAAGGGUCUCGCUCACGAUCUUCCUCCCUUUCAAAUUCGACAGAUGAAUCCUCCCAUUCACGUGGAAGGAGUCUCACACGGAAACGGCGUGCCUGGAGAUGGGAAAGUUCAAGUUCGGCGCCUGAUCCUUCGUCGCGCUCUGGGGUGCGCUUCCAGCCUCAGAAGCGGCGCUUGAGUGACAAAGACAGUGCAGAGAUGUCUCCUUAUGGAAGUUCAAAUGCUACCAAGGUAGAAACACGAUCUGUACCAAAAGCUGUCCCAUUCUUUUUCUGGAGACAAAACAGCAUGACAAGUACAUUCUCAUCGCUCGACACUCAAGAACAGGUCUUGAUUAAGCUUCUUGACCAAAUAGAUGAACGCAUUUCCGGCGAUCCAGUUAGCAGGUACUAUUUGAAAGUUGCAGAACUAACUAUGGACGAUUUAUUAUCGAGACAAGAAUCCCUUCACGAAUCGAGUUUGAGGAUGGAUUCGAGGCUUGUUCAGGGGAAAUACAGCCAAAUGAUUAGAUCAGGUGGACAAGGAAUAAUUGAUAAACCUGCUCUUGACAAUGCGCCUGGUUCAACAAACACACCAUUAGGCCAAGGUGCCAAUGAGCAGACAUACUUUGGCCAAACGAAAGCUCUAGGCCUCGUGAGCCACGAUAAGGCACUUGCGAAACAACUGGUGGAGAUAAGCCAGCAAAUUAUCUGGUCAUUCAUACCAGAUACCGACGGCUCUGUGAUACAUACCCUAUUAAAACGACUUUGGGGUUGUGUGGAUAUCAUGUGUCUGCAAAUACUUUGGGAAGAGAACGAAAGAGAGCGUGAAUCUGAAUGUACAUAUACCAUACGUGACUUUUCGAGCCAGGUCAAGAAAACGGAUCUUCGUAGGCGAGAGCUAGCCUUGGCCAAGACGUCCUAUUUGGAUUGCGGAGAUUGUAAGACCGCAAAGCCUUAUCAAUCGGCCAUUGACGCGCUGAAUCAUUUGCAUGAAAGACAUAUUGAAUGCAAGCAUCGCGACUCUGAUCGCCCAUAUGACGAUCCCUGCUAUGUAUGGCUGCGUCGCACUUGGCACGAUGGAUAUCCCAUGCGAAGCUCUCGAGACGGACUUUUGGGAAUUAUGGAAGAAUUCAUCGAGGAGCUAUCUUUUAUCAGCGACUAUGUGGGAGAGUUGCACAAUAUGACGACAAGAGAUUCUCCAACAAGCGAUGCAGUCUCUACACCUCCAUUGUCCAUGAACAUUACUCAUGCGUUUCAACAAAUUAUCAAAAUGUUCGUCUUUCGCUCUAAGCAGCUAUCUCUUAUCAAUCGGCGGCGAAGCUUGAUCAGCGGAAGCUCACUUGAGAAUUUCCCGUUAAUUCAGCGCAUUGAUCGAAAGAUUGAGGAACUCUUUUCGCUGGAAAUGGACGCCAACGAACGCAUCAUAGACCGCUUAGAGAGUGCCAAGAAAGAUAUCUUUCUGACUGGUAUCGGAUCUCAUUCUGAGAUGCUUGAGGCUGAGACUGUGCGAGUCCAGUUUCUUGCAUUGGCAUUCAUGUCGGAGAUCCAGAGACCUCUGUUCCAGCCAUCUACCAUGGGCCGCUCUUAUGAAAAGGAUACUCUCUUGCGGCUCUACAAAGAUUACACAUCUCGGCUUCAUUUUGAGGCAAAUAACCGACCUCGAAAACGGGUCUUUUUGGAUAUUCAUGGCCUCGAAGAAGAGCUUCAAGCAUUGGACAAAUUAGUAGAUAGCCAAGAGAGCUGCCUCUAUAAUUUCCUCACUCUCAUCGACCCUCUGACUUCUCGAUAUACCACGGAAACACGAUUCAGAGAAUUUCGAGUCGAAGUGCAAUUUGGCAAUGAUCAGCUACACCGCCGAAUAGAAAGACGGCGAGAAAUUGACAAUUUAGCGACACGACUAUGGAUUCUGAAAGAUCAAGUAAAGCAAACGAUUGAGAUAAUGGAAGAAGAUCAUGGAAAAGCCAUCAGGGUUUUCACUGUUGUCACGCUUUUUUUCUUGCCGCUGUCAUUUGUUUCGAGCUUCCUCGGCAUGAAUACGACAGACGUGAGGAAUUCGGAGUGGAAUCAAGCCAUUUUUUGGAUAACUGCAGUACCAGUUACGGUAGGAGUACUAUCACUCGCAUUUAUCUACGGCUACAGAGGUGAAGAAAUCCGUGACUGGAUGAUUCAAGCAUUGCAGGCUCGAAGCCGUCAAGGUACAGCAUCAGCAUUUCACGAAAUGGGUGGACGAACAUCGUUCGAAGCGAGACAAAAAGAGCGGUAUCCGGCUAUAACAGCAGAACAAAAUACAAUUGAGAAAAGAGGCUUCAGCAAUCUACGUCACAUGAACGGCACCUUCAAGGUAUCCGACGGGCUUGACGGGAGAGUUUCGAUAAGGCGGCGAAACACAGAAGAUAGUCUGGCACCUAUGAGACAUGAAUGA